This is a messenger RNA of Arachis ipaensis, 992 nucleotides long. The record is from RefSeq and is a predicted model, not a curated record. Lineage: Eukaryota; Viridiplantae; Streptophyta; Magnoliopsida; Fabales; Fabaceae.
AUGAUUUGGGGCAACUCUGUUAAUGUUGAGGUUGUUGUUGCUGUGAAUGGUGCUGUUGAGGGAGGGAGAGGGGAGUGUGCGUUGGGGAAGGGGGAGUGUGGUGGGGUUGAGGGAGGGAGGAGUAGUGUACGUUGGAGAGGGAGAGUGGUGGAGAUUGUUGUUGCUGUUGAUGCUAAAGUUGUUAUUGCUGUGAAUAGUGGUAUUGAGGGAGGAAGGGGAAGUGUACGUUGGGGAGGGGGUUGUAAUGCGGCGGGAACUGCGAUGGGGGAGAAGUGUGCGUUGGGGAUGGGGUUGCGACAGGGAGGAAGAGGGAAGGGGAGGGAGUGUGCGUUGGGGAGGAAACUUUGGGGGUGGUUUGCCAAGUCACCAAAACACGGUGGCCACAUCAACAUUAUUUUGUGCAACCUCCUAUCCACUUCUUCUGUCUCCAGAGCUUACUCUUCCGCUGGAAAAUCGAUAAAUCAGUUUCGUUUUCUGCAAUGUGCUGCAUUCUUGGAAGUUAUACAUGGAGCCAUUGGGCUUGUGCCAAGUGGAGCAUUGCUUCCUCUUAUGCAAUGGGGAGGGAGGACACAUUUUCUGCUUGCUAUUGUUACCAAACUUGAUGAGGUCCAGCAGUUACCUUCAGUUUUUAUCACCUUUUUCGCAUGGAGCAUAAGCGAGGUCAUUAGAUACUCACAUUAUGCUUUUAGCUGCAUUGGAAAUUGCCCUUAUUGGAUAACUUAUCUCAGGCUUUGUUGUUGUUGUGGGUACACUGCGUUUAUUGUGCUGUAUCCUUUGGGAGUAGGUCCUGGUGAAAUUUGGAUCAUGUACCGGGCACUUUCAAUUGUAAAGAAGAAGAACCUCUAUUCAAAAACCUUUUCAGGCCUUCGAUUUAGCUACUAUAAUUUCCUUAAGGUAUGUUUAACAUUUUGUUUAGAUAUUUCAACAAUUAUCUACUCUUGUAACUAGUUUAGUUAUGGCUAUUAUCCCUUCAAAAGAAAGAAGAAAAAAAG